Molecule: messenger RNA, 255 nt
Organism: Loa loa (African eye worm)
Lineage: Eukaryota; Metazoa; Nematoda; Chromadorea; Rhabditida; Onchocercidae
Exons: 2
Source: RefSeq, a predicted model, not a curated record
UAUCUCAUUCGAGUAAACGAUUUACCAUUGUACCGGAUUCGGCACUUUUAAUUCUUGUUGGUUUUGCUGCUGGUAGUGUAAUGGAUCGUUUUUGGCCACAUGAAAUUUAUUUACAUCCAGAUUUUUUUUCCUCUAUCUAUUACCACCAAUUGCAUUGGAUGCCGGUUAUGCAUUACCUAAUCAGGCUUUUUUUGAAAAUUUUGGUACCAUUAUAUUAUAUGCUGUGGUAGGAACAAUUUGGAAUAUUGUUUCUAU